AUGUUUUAUGAUCUAAAUCUUCCCUAUCGUGCUCAACAUGAUUUAGUCAAUCAAGAUGAACUUCGCACAAGAAUAGACAUGCUUAUAAAGCUUGGUUACCAUGUUAUAGCAUAUAAUCACGUUGUUACUGGAAAAAUAACUCCUAAUGAGACGAACGUUGUCGACAUUUCUGGUAAAAAAUCGAAGAUCGAACAAUUAACUCGGUUAACAUAUAUUAUUGAAGACAUAAGCCAAAAUCAUGGAUUGAGUUCAACAAAUAGCGUACUUGCAUCAUAUGACAUUCUUGCAGUUCGUCCAACGAACGAAAAAACAUUUACAAAUGCUUGUAAUACACUUGAAAUAGACAUUAUAUCACUUGAAAUGGGAUCACGAUUACCAUUUUAUUUAAAGCAUAGUAUAGUGGGAACGGCUAUCGAACGUGGCAUAUUCUUUGAAAUCUCCUACGCCCCUGCUAUAAGAGAUUCCACAUCUCGUCAUCAUCUAAUAUCGAACGCACAGAAUCUAGUAAGAGUCUCACGUGGAAAAAACAUAAUUAUUACAAGUGAAGCACAAAGGGCGAUGGAAUUACGUGGACCUUAUAACAUUGUAAAUUUAGGUACUAUAAUGGGUAUGAAUCAAGCCACAGCUAAAGAAAGCAUAACAACAAAUUGCAGAGCUGUAGUGAUACAUGCUGCAACACGUCGAGAUACCCAUAAAGCCGUUGUUUCUUUUGAACCAAUUACUUCAUUAAAACCAAACGAGCUAUGGAAAAUUGGGAAAGAUAAAAAAUCACAGGCAAUGGGUAAAUCCAAAAAAGCAAAACGGAUGAGACCUAAUACUGAUGAUGAAGAAUGA
This is a messenger RNA of Dentiscutata erythropus, 834 nucleotides long. Lineage: Eukaryota; Fungi; Glomeromycota; Glomeromycetes; Diversisporales; Gigasporaceae. The record is from the annotation of a GenBank genome assembly.